UCACAUCCCUUUCAAAAAGGGAAUAAAGCUUUAAACAAACCAACAAAAAGCCAUAUUAAACCCAGCCCUCGCUGCAUCAAAACCUCUCUCAAUCCGAAAUCGAUCGAGCUUUGGCAUUCAAUUUCCCCCGAUCAAUCUCUUCUGUUUUUAGUUCCCUCCUCAAGAUCAUGAACGACGGUGGCCGUAGAUAUGCUGGAAGAGGCCAUCCGAAUAACAGAGGACGAUCUCCUCGCUCCGCCGAUAAUUUCACUUAUCGUCCUCGUCAUUGCAGGCUGGAGGUGAGGGGCCUUCUGUUGCUGGUUCGUCUAACCCUGGUAAUGGAACUUUCCGAGAUAGAAGUUCUCAGCACAUGUCGUCGAGGAAUGUCGGGAAGCCUUUUGGACAAAAACAGGCCUCGAGUUCUGAACAGUGGCAGUGGCGGCCUUUAAAUAGUGGGAAAGAUGCGUCUUCUGCUGCCAUUGAUCUUCAACCGGAACAUAAUUCAGCUGAUGAUUUGAGCAAUACCUCUAAACAAUUAUUGGGAUCUAUUGCAUCAAAUACUGACAGUAAUCAUAUGAGCAAAAGCUCUAAACAACUAUUGGGAUCUAUUGCAUCAAAUUCUAAUUGCAAGGAAUUCUCACCUUCUUCUGCCCAAAAUGUCUCUAAGAGUUUGCAUUCUGCUGUUGAAAGAAUUCAGAUUCGGGAAUCUACAGCAGUAGGGGAAAGUUGUAGUGAUUCGUUUCCUCAUGAUAAUUGUAACAGAUCAGAUGCUGUUGGACAGGACCUCAAGGUUCAAGUUCUCUUGGAAUCCUGUGUGAAAGAUGAGAGUUCCACCAAAAAAUUAAGGGAAAGUAAUAAUGUUUCGGGCUCUACGGACUCAAAAGACAAGAAGCCUUCAGUGAACCUCGAUCCUUUUGAUAUAUGCCUUCCAAAGACUGGGGUUGUCACACUGAAUCCUUCUUUAUUCGCUAAGAACAGAGAAAAGAGGAAUGAGAUGAAGCGUGCAAUGGAGGGAAAUAGUGGAAUUGUGUUGAGACCAGGAAUGGUUCAUCUGAAGAGUGGCAUUUCCCUCAGGGAUCAGGUGAUGAUAGUAAAAAGAUGUCGGGAUCUUGGUAUUGGAGCUGGAGGCUUUUACCAACCUGGUUACCGUGAAGGAGGAAAGCUACACUUGAAAAUGAUGUGCCUAGGUAAAAAUUGGGAUCCGGAUAGUAGCACAUAUGGAGAUGUUCGUCCAUUUGAUGAUACAAAACCACCAAGUCUACCAGAUGAAUUUUACCAACUGGUUGAAAAGGCAAUCAAAGUUUCUUAUGCCAUUAUGGGGAAAGAUUCAACAAUGAAAAAUCCUGAACGUGUACUUCCAUGGAUGAAGCCGAACAUCUGUAUUGUAAACUUCUACUCACAAAAUGGAAGAUUAGGUCUUCAUCAGGAUCGAGAUGAAAGUCGAGAAAGUCUCGAUAAAGGAUUGCCUGUUGUCUCCUUCUCCAUUGGUGACUCUGCAGAAUUCCUAUUUGGUGAUCAGAGUGACGCUGAUCAAGCGGAGAAAGUUACUUUGGAAUCGGGAGAUAUCUUGAUAUUUGGUGGGAAAUCAAGACAUGUUUUCCAUGGGGUGACUGUAAUUCAUCCAAACACUGCUCCUAAAGAACUUUUAGAAGCAACAAAUCUUCGUCCAGGUCGCUUGAAUCUUACUUUCCGUCAGUACUGAAAGCUUUUUUUCUUUUUUGCUCACCAAGGGAGAUAUCUAUGAAACAACGCCCUUGUAAUACAGUCCCAAGUUUCUCUCUAGUGCUUCGGGAAGUUGGUUUUGUUUUACUUUAACUAACACAUUACAAAAGCAUCAUCGUAAUAGAGUCUUGAUGCACAGAGAGGUAAUUCUUAGUUGUAAUCUAUUAUCCUAUGGGAAAAUUUAUUGCUUUUCAAGAACUUUGUCAUAUUGUGCAGUUCUAAUAUUUUGCAUUACAGUGGGGUUUUCAAGGAA
Messenger RNA from Benincasa hispida (wax gourd), 1954 nucleotides. RefSeq names its product DNA N(6)-methyladenine demethylase ALKBH1C-like. Lineage: Eukaryota; Viridiplantae; Streptophyta; Magnoliopsida; Cucurbitales; Cucurbitaceae. The record is from RefSeq and is a predicted model, not a curated record. Gene Ontology annotation, molecular function: ferrous iron binding; broad specificity oxidative DNA demethylase activity; oxidative RNA demethylase activity. Gene Ontology annotation, cellular component: cytoplasm. Gene Ontology annotation, biological process: oxidative RNA demethylation.